UUUACUCCACCGUGGAACUCGAAGGAAGGCUGUAUCCAGCCUCACAGCUCACUCCGCGAUAGCCAGCGAGCCGACACGUUCGUGGCAGCCGCGCGCUCGCUCUCAGUCCGAUCGAAACAUAUCGAAAUUCAAAAAUAGUUUAUGUGUUAAUUAUUGAUGUUUUACAAGUUACCCCACGUGUUAUAGAGGGCGGCAAAAUGGGAACUUUUGUCACGCUAAGCCAGGGUUUCCUGCUAUUAGCGCUGCUAUUCGUAACACUAGCGGACGGUAAAAUCGAAGAGAGCAAUGUACAGACAGUACCGAGUGACUUGCGCCGGGCCGUCAGUGAGGCGAUGGCCCUGGAGAGGAGAUUCAUUCAGAACGGGAAUGCACCUGAGGAAUGCACUACAGAAGAAGAAGAUAUAAGCAACACGCCGUGCCCGCCAAGCAAGUACCGGAGUGCGAGCGGAGAAUGCAACAAUGUUAGGCACCGCCCCUGGGGCAGGAGAGGCGAUGUGUUCCUGAGGCUGCUGCCGCCUAAAUACUCUGAUGGAGUAUCGCAGCCAUUAUCACCACCUCAUCUCCCUGAGGCAUCUUUGGCAGUACAAGCGGUGGCCCAGCUGGCGCAACCUGAAGAACAUGACUAUGUCACCAGCAUGCUGGCCGCUUGGGGACAAUUGAUCAUGGACGAUCUUAUCGCUACUGCCAAUGGAAAUAAGAAAUGUGAAGGUCCAGCCUGUGCAUACAUACGAUCGGCACCGACAAGGAAUUUGGACUCGUGUAAAUUUGAACAUAGAGAACAGAUGAACCUAGCCACUUCAGUGUUAGACGGUUCAGCCUUAUACGGAAGUUCGGAAAAGGAACUUCGCUCGUUGCGUCUGUACGACGCCGGCAAAAUCGACCUUGCGUCGUGUCGAAAAUGCAACGACGGGUCACCAAGUGCACCUCUGUACAAGGCCCUAUUAUCGGAGCACAACCGUAUCGCUGGAGAAUUAUAUUCGUUAAACCCCUUCUGGGAAGACAAUGCCUUGUUCUUGGAGAGCAGGCGCGCUCUUGCAGCCAUCAUACAACAUAUCACAUAUAAUGAAUUCUUACCGGUUUUAUUGGGAGAGGUGGGAAUGGCCAAGGCUGAAUUGAAACUGACGUCUCUAGGAUUUUGGCGCGGUUAUUCGAGUGCCAACCGCGCUGGUACUUAUGCUGAGAUAUUGUCUGUGGCGCCCAUCUUUGACGCUAUGAUGAAUGAAAAAUUGGCAAACACAACGAUAUCUCUCAAAGACCUGGUACAGGCUAGUGCCCACAGCGUGUCGCGUCUCUCGGCCUCCGCGCAAUGGGAUCUGAACAGGAACCGCGAUCAUGGAAUCCCAUCUUACUUGAGGGUUUUGAGGAUGUGCGAGCCAAUGGUCUCCAUUAAAUCGUAUGGGGACUUUGAAAAGUUGGGCUUCAGUAGGUCACAGCAGGAAAUGAUGGCUGAUAUGUAUAGAAAUGCCGAAGAUGUCGAGUUGCUAGUGGGUGGUGCUAUGGAGAAACCAGCCACAGGAGCCGUGAUUGGUUCCACAUUAGCGUGCGUGCUAGCCAUGCAGUUCGCUAACUUGAAGAAGAGUGACAGAUUCUGGUACGAAAACGAUAUCCCACCAUCAUCAUUCUCGCCAGAGCAGCUCGGAGCCAUUAGGAAAGUCUCUCUGGCCGGAUUACUCUGUGCCAAUGAUGAGUUGGUUAAGAGCAUACAACCCAAGGCGUUUGUGAAGGAAGACCCUUACUUGAACGCAGGCCAACACUGCUCCCAGCACAACCAACUGGAACUGUCCGCGUGGAAGGACGACAGCGGCGCGCGAGCCGCCGAGAGGCUCUCCCAGGACAUGUUAGCCGCGGCCCUGGAAAAGGCCAAGCAGGAGAUGGCCGAUAGGAAGAAGCUGGAGUACAUGCUGUGGGAGUCGCAGGGUGGAGCUGACCCCAAGUCUCCAGUGGGAACUGCCGCAUCUUUCUCUAAAGCAAACAAAUAUGCUCUGAAGCUUGCCAAUACUUCGCUCUUCUUUGAGUUCGCUACAAAUGAACUCCUUAACUCCAUUAAUGGCCGCCGCCGCAAGCGUCAAAUUUUCGACGACUCAAUUGGCUUCAGUUCAUCCAACGAAUUCGUGGACUCGCUACAAUCAGUGGAUGUCAGCAGUCUGCUUGGUCAAGAUCAGUUGGGACCAGUGAUUGAACCGCAGUGUGAUGAUGCUGGGUCCUGUGACGCUAAUAGCCCCUUCAGAACAUAUACUGGAUACUGUAAUAACUUACGGAACCCCAAUUUGGGUAAAAGUUUGACCACGUUCGCGAGGUUGCUACCACCGGUGUAUGAAGAUGGUGUCAGUCGUCCCAGAAUCAACUCGGUGACAGGAACGCCGCUACCUUCACCUCGUAUCGUGUCCACGGUGAUCCAUCCUGACAUUUCCAAUUUGCAUACAAGAUACACCCUUAUGGUCAUGCAGUUCGCGCAGUUCCUUGACCACGAACUCACUAUGACUCCUAUUCAUAAAGGUUUCCACGAGUCGAUCCCAGACUGUCGGUCCUGUGACUCGCCCCGUACAGUGCACCCUGAAUGCAACCCCUUCCCAGUACCACGCGGUGACCACUACUACCCUGAAGUUAAUAUCACCUCCGGGGAAAGGCUAUGCUUCCCGUUCAUGAGGAGUUUACCUGGACAACAGCAACUUGGACCCCGAGAACAAGUGAACCAGAACACGGCGUUCAUAGACGCGUCGGUGGUGUACGGGGAGAACCCGUGCAUCGUGCGCAAGCUGCGCGGCUUCAACGGGCGCCUCAACGCCACCGCCAGCCCGCUCAACGGCAAGGACUUGCUGCCGCGCUCCGACAGCCACCCCGAGUGCAAGGCGGCCAGCGGCUUCUGUUUCAUUGCUGGUGACGGUCGAGCGUCCGAACAGCCGGGUCUCACAGCGCUGCACACUAUCUUCCUCCGCGAACACAACCGUAUAGUGGAAGGUCUGAGAGGAGUGAACCCACACUGGGACUCAGACCUCUUGUUCGAACAUGCACGCAGGAUAAUGGCCGCUGAGUUCACGCAUAUCAUAUAUAAUGAGUUCCUGCCGAGAUUACUGUCUUGGAACGCUGUGAACUUGUACGGCUUGAAACUGCUGCCAUCUGGCUACUAUAAGGAAUACUCUCCCACCUGCAACCCAUCAAUAGUCACAGAAUUCGCGGCCGCUUCCUUCAGAUUCGGUCACUCGUUACUCAGACCACACCUUCCGCGACUAUCGCCAACGUACCAGCCCGUGGACCCACCCAUCCUUCUACGUGAUGGUUUCUUCAGGCCUGAUAUGUUCAUGAACCAUCCACCAAUGGUAGACGAGUUGAUCCGUGGUCUCGUAUCAACACCCAUGGAAACCCUGGACCAGUUCAUCACUGGGGAAGUCACGAACCAUUUGUUCGAAGACCGCAAGAUUCCGUUCUCUGGAAUAGAUCUGAUUGCUCUGAAUAUCCAAAGAGCUAGAGACCAUGGUAUUCCGAGUUACAACAAUUACAGAGCAUUGUGUAAUUUGAAGAGAGCCACCACUUUUGAAGAUUUGUCCAGAGAAAUUCCGGAUGAAGUUAUUGCAAGGUUCAAGCGGAUCUACCCGACGGUGGACGACAUAGACCUGUUCCCGGGCGGCAUGAGCGAGCGGCCGCUGCAGGGCGGGCUGGUGGGGCCGACCUUCGCCUGCAUCAUCGCCAUACAGUUCCGCCAGCUGAGGAAGUGCGAUCGCUUCUGGUUUGAAAAUGACAAUCCCGCGGCUCGAUUCACUGAACAACAAUUGGCUGAAAUCAAGAAAACAACGCUGUCCAAAAUCCUCUGUGAAAACUUCGAUAUUCUCUCCGACAUCCAACGUGCAUCUUUCGACUUACCCAGCAAUUUCUUAAAUCCCCGAGUAUCGUGUGCCUCAUUGCCCAAACUGGAUCUAUCAGCGUGGCGCGAGAACUCGGCGCAGGGCUGUCUCAUCGCGGGCCGCGCCGUGCCGCUCGGAGACUCCGCUUUCCCGUCACCGUGCACGUCAUGCAUCUGUACUGCUGAAGGGGCGCAAUGUGCCUCCCUGCGCAUCACCGACUGCGCACAGCUGUCCCGCGAGUGGCCGCGCGACGCGAUCCAGCGCGACGACGUGUGCACCGCGCAGUGCGGCGCCGCGCCGCCGCGUGCGCCGCGCCGCCCCACGCUCAGCUUCAACUUCCCGGAUCUGACGCCCUUCAUAGCCAAGUGAACUUGAUCUGUUGUAUUCACUUGUAGGGGGACGUAUCGUUGUAGGGGGGGGGUAAGUUAUUGUAGCGAGGGGUGGGGGAGUGAUGAGGCGCAUGCGCAAGUAUUCAGCGGAACGUCUGCACCGCGCGAGACGCCCACCAUCAGUGCGUGCACACAUUUAUGCGUUACUUGAUUUGUUAAGUGGUCUUAUAACAAGAUGGAGGGAGGAGGAGAGAAAAAAUAACGAGUUGUAGACAAGUUCUUUGUAGAUAAUAAAAUGAAAAAUAUGAAUGUGCAAAAAAAGCAACGAUUAUUUUCGUGUAUAUUCUAUCGUGUAUGUAGCUUUCAUUUUUAUGAUUGCGCGUGAAAUAUAAAGUAAAUAUUAAUAAUAGACAUCGAGUACGAAGUAGUCCUUUUCCCCAUACUUGGGGACAGAACUGGCAAAUGCGCAAUAUCAGUCUACAGAUAAUAUGUUUUGCAAUAUGCAUUAGGUACUGAAUACUUCAUCCGGUGAAUAACUGUGAAUUUUUAACCGAGUUACUCGCGUUAUAUCUAAGAGGAGAAAUUAUAGUUACGAACUGGUAUCCACACUAGUGCCAGGACGAAAACGAAUGUGAUCCUAGUGUAGAUUUAAUAAGCAAAUUCCUUUUUUAUUCAUUGUUAAAUUUAAUUGAAAUAACUAAUAGUUUUUAAUUAUAAUCAGAACUAAAUCUACACUGACGGAUCACGAAAUAUUGAAUUAAAUAUACAGGCACUCCAUGAGUGCCUGGUAUUAAGGAUUCAAAUUCGGAAUUUGAGAAAAUAUCAUCUCCUUAUAAUAAUUGUCAUAUAAGAAAGUAGGUCAAAUGGUUGUUAUAAAUGUAUGUACUAAUUAAAAGGAAACUAUGCAUAUAUAUUAAGAAGGUUCUGAUAGUCAAAACCUUUUUUGUUUAAGUUUGUUAAUACAAUGUCUAUCAAGAAAUUUUUUAAAAUUACAUAUUAAUUGCAGUAGAACGUAAAUUUUUAAAUCCAUUUUAUCAACUUGCAUUUGAUUAAAAAACUCGGCUUACAAUUUUCACUGAAAAAACUCAUUUUAUACUAUGUAUUGUAACUCAUCCUUGGUAAUCUCUUUGAAGUCAUUAAAAUAAGCACCAACACAACAGACAUAUAAUAUGUAAAUACAACCAAAAAUAUUUUAUAAUCUAAUUUCCUUGCAGUGUCAUUCUAGAUUAAACUAUUUCUUCUACUAUUUCUUUUACGAUACUCAAGUUCAAAUUAAUUUAAUUAUAAUUUUAGUAGCUAAUUAAUGAUCACAAAAAUUAUUAAUAAGUUAUAAACAACCAAAAAGGUAAUAUUAAAAAUGGAACAAUUAUAAGAGCAUUUCAGCCAUUGUAAGCUUUAAUUGAAAACAUUAGAACACCUCAAAGGAACUAUAGCUACCAGCCCAUGUUACCAUUUAUUGUACAACCAGUGAAAAAAUAACGUUAGGUUUUAGAAUAAAAAUAUUUUCACUGCCUAGUUAGGAUUGUAUAAAUUAUUUUUGUAAUAUAAUGGCGUACUAUUUGUGUUUAGUAUUAAGAUUGUGUAAUUUUUGUACAAUUUUAGUUUUAUAAUAAAAAUAAUUACAAU
Zerene cesonia (dogface butterfly) is the source of this 5794-nucleotide messenger RNA. RefSeq names its product heme peroxidase 2. The transcript has 25 exons. The record is from RefSeq and is a predicted model, not a curated record. The coding region runs from base 198 to 4208 and encodes 1336 amino acids. Gene Ontology annotation, molecular function: heme binding; peroxidase activity. Lineage: Eukaryota; Metazoa; Arthropoda; Insecta; Lepidoptera; Pieridae. Gene Ontology annotation, biological process: response to oxidative stress.